Sesamum indicum (sesame) is the source of this 3731-nucleotide messenger RNA. RefSeq lists its product as uncharacterized. Lineage: Eukaryota; Viridiplantae; Streptophyta; Magnoliopsida; Lamiales; Pedaliaceae. The record is from RefSeq and is a predicted model, not a curated record.
GUUUAGUCAUUAGUGUGCUAUACAAAGUGCCCUCGGUAGGGUCAAUGUCAAAGAAGAGAGAGAGAGAGAGAGAGGAGAGUGUGGGGUAAUGGUAAUCAAUUGUGGGAUGUUUUUGGAUUCACAAAUGAAGUAAAUGUGCAUUUGUUGCGGAGGGUCUGUUUUUAAUUGGAUUUCAGAGGGGGGAGAGAGGGAGAGAGAGAGAGCUAAUAGCUCUUCAGGUGAUUCAAGAAAGGGGGGUAGAGGUCUUUUUGUUUCUUGAGGAGGAAUUGUUGAGAAAUCCCAUUUUAGUGUGUGCUAUUAUUUCCUGGCGGGGGGAUCUGUGUUCUUGGUGCUUCUCUUGAUUUCCUCCUCACUCCCCGUAUUGGGAGUUUUCUGUAAAUUUGUUGAUGUUCUUCGCCGUGCUUCAACUGUCAGUACUGAACCUCUGAAUUCCGACUUCCUCAAAAUCUGCAGAUGUAAUCUACUCGCUUUCCUGUCUUGUCGCUCAGAAACAGGAAGCUUUAAUGCAUCUCUCACUAUGGAAACCAUUAUCUCACUGUGCUGCUCUUAUCUUGGACAAAAAGGGCAGAAGAAGAGAUGGGUCUGACCACUCAGCAGCGGAAAUUAAGGCCAACCCGUCAAUUCUGAGGAAAUUGCAAGAGCACAAGCUGAGGGAGGCUCUUGAAGAAGCAUCUGAAGAUGGUUCUCUUGUUAAGUCCCAAGACAUGGAUUCUGAGUCCUUGGCCAAUCAAGAUGAUGGCUUGGGCAGAUCGCGGUCGCUUGCUCGGCUAAAUGCCCAGAAAGAAUUCCUCAGAGCUACUGCUCUUGCCGCUGAGCGCACAUUCGAGUCGGGGGACUCCAUUCCACAGCUCAGUGAGGCUUUCUCGAAGUUCCUCACAAUGUACCCCAAGUACCAGUCAUCAGAGAGGAUUGAUCAGCUGAGGUUGGACGAGUACUCGCAUCUCUCUGGUGCAGGGUCAAAGGUAUGCCUUGACUAUUGUGGGUUUGGGUUGUUUUCAUUGCUGCAAACUGUUCAUUACUGGGAAUCAUCCACAUUUAGUUUGUCUGAGAUUACUGCCAAUUUGAGUAAUCAUGCUUUGUAUGGGGGAGCUGAAAAUGGAACUAUAGAACAUGAUAUAAAGACCAGGAUAAUGGAUUAUUUGAACAUCCCUGAGAAUGAAUACGGCCUUGUGUUUACUGUGAGCCGUGGCUCUGCCUUUAAAUUGCUUGCUGAAUCAUACCCGUUUCACACAAAUAAGAGGUUGUUGACCAUGUUUGAUCACGAGAGCCAAUCAGUGAAUUGGAUGGCUCAGAGUGCUAGAGAGAAAGGUGCCAAGGUUCAUAGUGCAUGGUUUAAGUGGCCUACUCUUAAGCUUUGUUCCACGGACCUGAGGAAGCAAAUUUCGAACAAAAAGAAGAGAAAGAAAGAUUCAGCAUCUGGUCUUUUUGUGUUCCCUGUUCAGUCUAGAGUUACUGGUGCCAAGUACUCGUAUCAGUGGAUGGCUCUGGCCCAACAGAACAAUUGGCAUGUCUUGCUUGAUGCUGGGGCAUUGGGCCCAAAGGACAUGGAUUCUCUUGGGUUGUCCUUAUUUCGGCCAGAUUUCAUCAUCACAUCAUUCUAUAGGGUGUUUGGUUAUGAUCCCACGGGAUUUGGGUGCCUUCUGAUUAAGAAAUCUGUGAUGGCAAGUCUUCAAAAUCAGUCAGGUCAUGCUGGCAAUGGUAUAGUGAAAAUCACUCCUGUAUUUCCUCUGUACUUGAGUGAUUCAAUGGAUAAUUUCCCCGGAUUUGCUGAAGAUGAGGAAGCCAGUGGGAAUGGCGAUGUUAAUACUGAAACCCGUCCUGGAUCUCAAUUGCCUGCCUUUUCUGGUGCUUUCACUUCUGCUCAGGUACGAGAUGUGUUUGAGAGUGAGAUGGAGCAUGAUAACAGUUCUGACAGAGACGGGGCAAGCACCAUAUUUGAAGAAACUGAAAGUAUUUCUGUCGGGGAGGUGAUGAAAAGCCCAGUCUUCAGUGAAGAUGAAUCGUCUGAUAACUCACUGUGGAUAGAUUUGGGUCAGAGUCCAGUAGGCUCUGACAUUGCCGGUCACUCGAACAAACAUAAAGUGUCGUCUCCCUUACCACCGGCUUGGUUUUCUGGCAGAAAGAUUAAUAAGCUGACUUCUCCAAUUGCCUCAAAGUUAUCCAGUAGCCCAAUGUACGACAAGGAAUUGAACAUGGGAGACCGCCAUGUAUUAUCAUUUGAUGCUGCUGUUCGGUCAGUGUCUCAAGAAGUGGACCAUUUCAAGGAGAUUCCUGAAGAACAUAUUGCGGAUGGGUUCCCUGCUUCAAGAGAAUUCAGGACUCCAGAUAAUCAACAUUUUCAUGAAAUUGAAGAAGAACCCGAAAUCAACAAGUCUGCUGUCAAGGGCUCUAGUUAUCCGAGUAUUCAACAUGGAGCUGCUUCUGAGAUAUGCCUUGAGAAGGAGAGUGCAAUAAGACGAGAGACGGAAGGUGAAUUUAGGUUACUGGAAAGGCGAGAAAGAAACAGAAUUGCUGGUGGCAGGUUUUUUGGAGUAGAAGAGUCUGAGCCAGCUGGAAGCAGAGGGAGAAGGGAAUCAUUUAGCACAGAUGACAACCACAGAGCUCACAUUGGCUGGACUCUGGAGCAAGGAGAGUUAUCUACCGCCAGUCUAGACGAUGAUGACUAUAUGAGCAACGAUGAAUAUGGCGACGGGCAAGACUCGGAGAGGGGUGAACCAGAAAUAAUCUGCAGGCAUCUUGAUCACAUAAAUAUGUUGGGUCUCAACAAGACCACUUCACGGCUUCGGUUCUUGAUCAAUUGGCUUGUGACCUCUCUGCUGCAGCUAAGGCUGCCUAGUCCAAAUGGAAAGGACGGUGCACCACUAGUUCACAUUUAUGGCCCCAAAAUUAAAUACGAACGAGGUGCUUCAGUUGCAUUCAAUGUGAGGGACCGAAACAGGGGUCUGAUCAGUCCAGAAGUUGUUCAAAAACUGGCUGAGUCACGUGGUAUUUCUCUGGGUGUUGGAAUACUCAGUCACAUACGGAUACUAGAUAGCCCCAAGCAGCAGCGUGGAUCCUUGAGUCUCGAUGACACCACCCUCUGCAAACCAAUGGAAAAUGGUAGACACGACGGUAAAAGUGGAUUCGUCAGAGUUGAGGUCGUCACAGCUUCACUUGGCUUUUUGACCAACUUUGACGAUGUCUACAAGUUGUGGGCAUUCGUGGCCAAAUUUCUCGACCCAAACUUUGUGAAAGAGGGUGUCCUUCCGCCUGUUGCCGAGGAGGUUGAAGAAUGAAAUGGGAUAUCCCACUAAUACUUUCGUCCCAUUGCCCUAAGGUGCGUAUAUGCAACAAAAAGUUUUGGCAGGAUUCUUUUUGCCCCUCCUGCAUCUUUGCUGCACGCGGGGGCAUUUGUUCAUUCUUGUUUUUGGUUGUUUGAGUUUUAUCCUUUGCCUUCUUCGGUUCCUGUAGAGUUUGGCUUAGAGAUCUGUCUCUUUUCAGAUAUUAGUUAUGAACUAAAGCAGAUACAAAUGAGCAUUACAUUCCCCUGUCCCAAACUAGUUGAUGGCCAAAGUGGUUUCUGCUGUGUAAAAAUCAUUAUAUUUUGCUUGUUUCAUAUUAGAUUCUACUGUACAUGAAUCCCUCUGAUCAAUUUGUCAAGCUGAGAUUUAUGAGGAAGCUUGAAAUGCUUAGACAGUAGUGUUGAAUUGAGAUAAAAAUUGCAUUUCCCGUCGAGUUUCCCGGACAUGGAA